AUGGCAUCUGCUUUUCCAAAAUUGCCAGGUUUUGUACCCACUCAAGAUAUAGAUGUAAUUUAAUAAUAAUAAUUUGAAAUUAGAAACCAAAUUUCAGAAAAGUCUCUUCUACUAAAUAAGAAUAAAAUAGAGAUAUCAAUCAUCUACCUAAUAAGGAAUAUGCAGUACCUCGUAAAUAACCAAUACAAAUACCACCAUAAACAGGAAUGUUUAAUCCUGAUUAUAUGAGUACAACUCAUGCUAUGCAUCUUCCAAAAGUAUAAAAAACAGUUACACUCUUAGAAUGUAACUAAUGAUUCUGAAGAAUUAUAUUAACCAUCUUGGGUUAAAAUGGAUAGACAUGUUUUACGAUUUAGUGGAUAUUUCAAAGAAGCAGUUGUUGAAUCAGCACUUGAAAAUUAUAGAAUUCGCAAAAUUACUAUUUGUUACUAUCUUGAAGAUCAUUCAUUAAGUAUAACUGAACCCAAGUAAGAAAAUAGUGGAGUACCAUAAGGAGCAUUCUUAAAAAGAUAAAAAGUAUAAUUUAUUUAAUUAUUAAUAGGUUUUACGUGCUGAUGAUUCAAAGACCUUUAUACUUCCUCAAGAUUUUAGAAUUAAUUAAGAUAUCAUUAUUUAUGGAAAGACAAUACGUCUAUAUGAUUGUGAUCAAUAUACAAGAGAGUUUUAUGAGGUAGUGGAUGUUCUUUAAUCUCACUUAGUUAUAAGGAAUACCUCAAGAAUCUUCUUUUGUACCACAGUCUGAUUCAUUUGAAACCAAGACAAUGACUAAAUUUAUUCCUUAAAAAGAUACUGUGAUGAAAGAUUAUUUAGAACAUAAAUUAGGAGGUGGUCGUGUGACAUCCUAAAAGUAAUUUUUAGAGAAUGAUAGAAAGGUUUUUUUAUUUAAUUAUAUAAUAUUUUAGGUUCUUAAAUUCUAUGUAUUCUCAGAUAUUGAAUAUAUUCUACACUACUAUUUAGCAGAUGAUACAAUAGAAAUUAAGGAAAUAAAUUCAGCUAAUUCUGGAAGAGUUCCAUUCCCAAUGAUGUUGAGAAGAUAAAAAUUACCUAGAAAGUUUUCACUUAAUCAACCUGGAUAAACAUAUGCUGAAGAUUUCAUUAGACCAUAAGAUAUAUAAUUUGGAUAACCUCUAAUCAUAUAUAAUCGCAAAUUCUAAAUUAAUGGUUGUGAUUAAUUUACUAGAUCUUAUUAUUUUGAAAAAUUUAAUGUAGAUUUUCCAUUAGGAGGUUAGGAAGAAUAUGUAUAAUAAGAAAGAUCAAGUAAUAAUAAUUUAAAUAUAUUUAUUUAGAUAUUAUUAUACCUCCUCAUAAUGGUAUUGGAGAUGAGUAAGAUUCACUUGGAUAUAUAUAUAGAUUAUAACCUAUACCACCAAAGAAAGAUUUCUUUAAAUGGGUUGAUAACUAAGUAAAUCUUAGAUUUUUAGCUAUGUUCAAUACAACUAAACCAGAAGAUAAAGAUAGAGUAUUUGUAAUAACUUUCUUUUUAAAUGAUGAUAGUCUUUUAGUCUAUGAACCAACUGUAAGAAAUUCUGGUAUUUGAUAUUCUAAAUAUUAUUAGGAAUACCUGAUGGGAAAUUUUUAGAAAAGAGAAAAUAUAAAAAUAUCAAUAAUAACAAUGAAUUUUUCACUCCAAAUGAUCUUAUAGUUGGAAAUGAAGCUAUAAUAAAUGGUUGGAGAUUCUAAUUGCUAGAUUGUGAUGAGUUUACUAAGAAAUGGUAUGCUCAAAACUUCAAAUGA
This is a messenger RNA of Paramecium pentaurelia, 1734 nucleotides long. Lineage: Eukaryota; Ciliophora; Oligohymenophorea; Peniculida; Parameciidae. The record is from the annotation of a GenBank genome assembly.